Contarinia nasturtii (swede midge) is the source of this 1369-nucleotide messenger RNA. RefSeq names its product translation initiation factor eIF-2B subunit alpha (gene eIF2Balpha). Gene Ontology annotation, biological process: translational initiation. Bases 228 to 1277 code for a protein of 349 amino acids. Lineage: Eukaryota; Metazoa; Arthropoda; Insecta; Diptera; Cecidomyiidae. The record is from RefSeq and is a predicted model, not a curated record. The transcript has 5 exons. Gene Ontology annotation, molecular function: translation initiation factor activity; guanyl-nucleotide exchange factor activity. Gene Ontology annotation, cellular component: eukaryotic translation initiation factor 2B complex.
AAACUCAAUCUCAUUGUGAAGUAAUAACGCGUAUUCUAGACGUUGGGAAUUAUAUAUUUAAAUGAUCCACACUUUACAUAUUUGGAAUGGGUCUUCUAUUUAAUUGUUUGCUUGCGAACGGUUUUUGAUUUCAAUUACAGUAACAUUCAAAUUUAAUUCAAACUGAGACGAGCAUCACAAAUCGUAAAGCUUGCAAGUUUUCGUUUAGCAAAAAUUCGUGUUGGCGAAUGCAAUACAGACGAGAAAAAAAAAAUACGGCAGUUUUCAAUGCCCCGAGUGUUUGGCAACAGUCAGCUGAAACGCAAACACUUGCGCGUGUCUUAUUUGCCAACAAUAAAUGGGAGUAUGAUGUCAAAUAUAAGUCGAAUGCCGUCGAAAAUUUUCCGGUGGAAAAAUAUUUUUCCGAAUUGUUGAACGAGGAUAAAAGUUUAUCGGCUGGCAUUGCUGCGAUAAAAACCUUGUUAGCGGUUCUAAAGAAAACCAAAUUUGACACCGUACAAGAGUUACACUCAACAAUUCAAACGACCGUCAAAACAAUGCGAACUUCAGAUCAUCCAAUUACGGCUAUUGUUUCAGCCAGUGAAUUAUUUUCACGGUUCAUCACACUUGCAGCAUUUGACGAUAAAACAGCUGAUGAAUGCAAAGCGUUGAUGUUGCAUCGUGGCGAAAUAUUUUUAAAGAAAUUGCUCGAAGCACGGAACAUCAUAGCCAAGCAAUGUGCUCAAUUCGUUACGGAUGGUUGUCGAGUUCUAACACAUGCCCGAUCUCGUGCCGUUCUCGAAACAUUAAUUUUAGCAGCAAAAUCGAAUAAACGCUUCCAUGUAUAUGUGACACGCAGUUCGCCGGACAACACAGGCGAACAAAUGUGUAACGAAUUGAAGACGGCUGGUAUUGAAUGUACUUUGAUUUUAGAUGCAGCUAUUGGAUAUAUUAUGGAAUCGAUAGACAUUGUUUUAGUUGGGGCUGAAGGUGUUGUUGAAAGCGGUGGAAUCAUCAACAGAGUUGGAACUUAUACAAUGGCAUUGUGUGCACGUGAAAUGAAAAAACCGUUUUAUGUGCUUGCCGAAAGUUUGAAAUUUUCGCGACUUUAUCCAUUGAAUCAACGUGAUCUACCCAAUGAUUAUAAAUUCUCAAAACAAAGUUUAACAGAGAAUCUGACACAAGCACAUCCAUUAGUCGAUUACACGUCUCCAGCUUAUAUAACACUCUUGUUCACAGACAUUGGCAUACUAACCCCAUCGGCUGUCAGUGACGAAUUGAUUAAGCUAUAUCUUUGAAUAUUUUUCGAUGUUCAAACGAAUAAAUCUCUUUAACUGUUAUUGCGACUAAAAAAAAACCAGAAAAUAAAUAAACUCUUUUGAUAAUAAUA